Molecule: messenger RNA, 973 nt
Organism: Capsicum annuum
Lineage: Eukaryota; Viridiplantae; Streptophyta; Magnoliopsida; Solanales; Solanaceae
Product: putative cytochrome c biogenesis ccmB-like mitochondrial protein
Exons: 1
Coding region: 1-621 (206 amino acids)
Biological process (GO): cytochrome complex assembly; heme transport
Cellular component (GO): membrane
Molecular function (GO): heme transmembrane transporter activity
Source: RefSeq, a predicted model, not a curated record
AUGAGACGACUCUUUCUUGAACUAUAUCAUAAACAGAUCUUCCCCUCCACACCAAUCACGAGUUUUUCUCUAUUCCUCUCGUAUAUCGUCGUAACGCCCUUAAUGCUAGGUUUUGAAAAAGACUUUUCAUGUCAUUCCCAUUUAGGUCCGAUUCGGAUCCCUCCGUUGUUUCCUUUUCCUUCCGCACCUUUUCCUCGAAAUGAGAAAGAAGAUGGUACACUUGAAUUGUAUUAUUUAAGUGCUUAUUGCUUGCCAAAAAUCCUACUUCUACAAUUGGUAGGUCACCGGGUUAUUCAAAUAAGUCGUGUUUUCCGUGGUUUUCCCAUGUUACAACUUCCGUACCAAUUCGGUCGAUCCGGAAUGGAUCGGUUAAACAUUCCAUUAGGUAGCCUGGUCUUGACUCUUCUGUGUGGUAUUCAUUCUCGUUCGGCUCUUGGAAUCACAUCCAGCAGUGGUUGGAACAGCUCGCAAAAUCCAACCACUUCACCUACUUCAUUGCCCCCAACCGUUUCUCGUACCUCUAUUGAAACAGAAUGGUUUCAUGUUCUUUCAUCGAUUGGUUAUUCCUCUCCGUUCGUAUCUCUUUUUCCAAUUUUGGUCUCGAUUAGUUCACAAGAUUGAAUGGCCAAUUCUCCUCCAAACCCUCGAUUCGAUUGUUUUCCAAGAAUGUUGAGCCGGGUAUGUAAGCCAUGUAUCUGGGAGGAACAACAAUAAAAGAAGGGCUUUCGGUUUUGGUCUUGCAGCUAUUUUCAAAAUAUAUAUAUAAGAAUCCCUUUUUUAGAAGAAAGAUUAUAUAUAUGUCCAAUCUCUAGUGGUGGUGGAACCAACCAAGAUGUAUGUCGUCCGACCCGACCUCAGACUCUUUCUUCCCGACCUAUUUGACUCUUUGGCCGUAGUUAUUUAGGUGGUAUUCCGAGAUCGAAUUCCUCCCAGGAACACACGAAACAAAGAUAUGAACUGGGUAAAUAGAAAU